Molecule: messenger RNA, 1538 nt
Organism: Morus notabilis
Lineage: Eukaryota; Viridiplantae; Streptophyta; Magnoliopsida; Rosales; Moraceae
Product: F-box protein At3g07870
Exons: 1
Coding region: 131-1363 (410 amino acids)
Molecular function (GO): protein binding
Source: RefSeq, a predicted model, not a curated record
AAAAAUGCUAAUCUUCUAGUCUUCUCUCAAUCUUUUAAGCCUUGUUAUUCCUUUACCUUUACCUUCUUCCUCUUCUUCUUCUUCUUGGUCUUCUUCUAUGCUGUAAACAACACCAAUCAUCUCCGUAGUUAUGGACUCAGAUUGUGAAAUACAAAGCAAAAGAAUCAAAAGCAAGCAAGAAGAUGAUAAUCAGUCCACAAGCAGGAUCGAAACACUUCCUCGAGAAAUCGUGUUCGACAUACUCUCGAAGCUUCCGAUAUCGUCUCUGGUGCAAUUCAAGUAUGUCUGCAGAGCUUGGCGUGUUCUAACACAAGAUCCUAGCCUUGUUGACUUGUACAACUCAAGAACAGAAGAGGAAAAUCCAUGUCUCGUCUUUCACUGUGAUUUUCCCAUAAGAAACCAGCUCUACUUUGUUGAUUUCCAAGCUGAUAGGGAUGAUGAGAAACAGGCAGUGAAGAGGAUUCAGACACCUUUCUGUUCCUCGAUGCCGGAAUUCGAUGUCAUCGGAUCAUGUAAUGGCUUGCUUUGCUUGUCUGAUUCAUUGUAUAAUGAGGGACUUUAUGUUUACAAUCCUUUCACAAGAGACUACAGAGAACUUCCCAAGACUAAUCAGUUUCAGAACCGAGAGGUAGUGUUUGGAUUCGGGUUUCAUCCGAGGACAAAGGAAUAUAAAGUUGUUAAGAUCAUCUACUACGAGAAUGGAUAUAGAGGGUUAAGGAAUCGGUUUCGAAUUUCAUCAUCAGAAGUUCAAGUAUUCACUUUGGGAAGCUCAAGAUGGAGAAGUUUGGGAAAAGUGUCGCAUGAUCUUCACAAGUGGCCAACAGCGCAGGUCUUAGUCCAUGGGAGACUUCAUUGGGUGACCGGGCCGCGGAGGCACCGCACGGGGAGGAAUGUCGUGUCGUUCGACCUCGGUGAUGAGAAGUUCCGGGAGGUGCCGAGGCCGGAUGUUGUGGGCUUGAGGAGGUGUGAGUACCAUCUCUUUGUCAUGAGAGGAUGUCUCUCAGCAGCAUUCGGUUUCAGCAAUGGGAAGCUUGAGAUUUGGGUUAUGAAAGAGUAUGGUGUUAAGGAAUCAUGGGUCAAGGAAUUUGUCAUUGCAAAUUACACACCAAAGGCUAUCAAACAAGAAGUUAUUCAACCAUCCUUUUGUGUGUCCAAAGUGAGAGGAAAAUCAGUGAGAGUUUUGUGUGUUUUAAGGAGUGGGGAGAUUCUGUUGGAGUACAAGGAAAAAAGUAGAGCUUUAGUUCUUCAUAAUCCCAAUACUAGAAAGUUCAAGGAUCUUAUGUUCCAAGGAAUGCCUAAUUGGUUCCAAACGGUUGUUCAUGUGGGCAGCCUCAAUCAGAUUGAUACCCUCAUUGGUAUGUGAAAUAAGCAUGAAAUGAUUUCACUUUUUUUUUUUUUUUUUUAAAUCUUUAUGCAGUUUUUUUUUUCUUUUUUUUUUUUUAGGAUGAAAAUCUGUAUGCAAUAUUAGUUGGCGAUUUUGUUCAUUGGAACAUUGCUCUUUUAUAAUAGUUAGGUUUACAUACUGUUUUUCCUUUUUG